GCGGCUGUUGUCGCUUUGGCGUGUGACAACGUCAUCUGUAGAGGACAGGUCUUCAGAGAUAGAGGUUCUUCUAAAAGGAAAGGACAAAAUGACUUGGGACAUUGGGUGUGCAAGAGGCAUACUUUUUUAAAUUAAAAAAAAGAGACUCACAUUUAAACGGAUCCCUUCUACAGGUUCGCUAAGCUAUGGAAACCUCAUCAUCAGGCAUCCCAAACCGUAGCCCUUCUCCUGCUGCUCUGAGGACAAACUCUCCCUCUCCACAAUCUUCUCCAAAACUCACAAUCCCGCCGCCAUCCUCCUCGACAACCUCAUAUCAGCGGGGGUCACGUAUUUAUUCCCGCUCGUCUUCGCUCUCCACGCUGCCAGCUUCGCCGCUUUGCUCGCCUGUCAGAAGCCCCUCUCACUUAGGGAGAGCUCAGCUCAAUGCGGCCUCCUCGGCCACUGCUGGAACUUCAUCUGGAGCUGCAGUUCCUCCCGUGCAUGAACUCGAGGCGCCAGAGGAGGAGGCCAGUCUUGAGGAAGUGGCAGAAAGAGCAAAGACAGGUGAUGCUAAAGCGCAAACCAAGAUGGGCCGUUUCUUCCUGGCUCUGGCCCAAGAGAGGGAUGAGGAGCUUAACAACUGCACCGCGGUCACCUGGCUGGUUCAAGCUGCUAAACAGGGCCGCAAGGAUGCCGUAAAGCUGCUGCAACAGUGCUUAUUCUCCAGGCAAGGCAUCACUCUUGAGAACUAUGAGGAAGUGAAGAUGCUGUGCACAGAAACUCGUUUUGAGAGGGGAGUUCGGAAAGCGGCUCUACUCGUGUACUGGAAGUUGAACCCUGAAAGGAAGAGGUCGGUGAGCGUCUCAGAGAUGCUGGAGAAUGUGGAACACGUUCGUGUAGAUCGAGACAAGGCAGUCUCUCAAGGACCUCUGAACAGCUCUGCUAAGAAACAGAGAAGAGUUCUGGAGGCAAUGGUGACCAGCGAGUCCAUCUCUGACGUCGGGAUGGAUCAAUUUGUCGAGAUGACAAAGAAGUACGCUCAGGGAAUGGUGCCACCUCCCGCAUUGGCGGCCGUGUCAGGCAGCGAUGACGAUGAUGUCGACGACGUGGUGAAGAAUCCUGACGAGCUGCCCUUGCACCAAAAGGUGGAGAAAGUUUUCCAUCCCUGUUCGCAUGGUGGUUAUCUGACUUCUCUGCGUCUGCCCCGUCACCAGCUGCUGAAGUUCCCGCUUCACGCGCUGCUGGAGAUCAAGGAGCACCUCAUCGACUGGGCGUCACGCGCAGGCAUGCAGUGGCUCAGCGCCCUCAUCCCCACGCACCACGUCAACGCGCUCAUCUUCUUCUUCAUCAUCUCCAACCUCACCAUAGAGUUCUUCAUCUUCAUCAUUCCUCUGCUGGUUUUCUACCUGUCCUUCUUCUCCAUGGUUAUCUGCACACUGCGGGUAUUCCAGAAUUCCAAAGCUUGGGAAAUCUUCCGGGCUCUGACUGACCUGCUUGCUCACUUUGAGCCUUGUCUUGAUCUGGAGCAAGCUGAGACCAACUUUGGAUGGACACACUUGGAGCCCUAUCUAUACUUCUUGCUCUCCGUGGUCUUUGUGGUGUUCUCCUUCCCAGUGGCAGACAAGUCGUGGAUCCCGUGUUCCGAGCUUGCGGCGGUGGCUCUCUUCUUCACAGUCACUGCCUUCCUCAGUCUCCAUGCCUCCGCCAAGUUGUUUGCCCGCAGAGCCCUGCUUACAGAAGUACUCUCGGGGGCCUGCUCGCUCGCUUACCUACUGCCGGACUCGCUGUGGAUGCUCAGGAUUUUCGGGAGGACGUUAGUCUCGGUGCCUCUGGGGGACAUCGUGGCGUUGAACAUCGGGGUCCCCUGCGCCCUUUAUUGGCACCUGGUCUACCUCCUGUUCCGCAUGGCCCAGCUGAGGGGCUUCAAGGGGACUUACCUGUGCCUGGUGCCAUAUCUGGUUUGCUUCACGUGGUGUGAACUCUGCUUGGUGUUCCUCAGUAACGCCAGCGCCAUUGGCCUCAUACGAACUGUUGCGGGCUAUUUGCUCUUCCUCUUUGCUCUGCCUGUUCUCUCCCUGGGCCUGGCUGCGAUGCUCAUCGUCCAGCUCCUCCAGUGGUUUGUCGCACUGGAAAUCACCAAAAUGGCCGUCACACUGAUCGUGUGCUUCGUUCCGGUCGUUUUGAGGCUUUGGACCCGCUUCAGCCUGAACCCCAUUGUGGUAUUUCGCUCUCUAUCCAGGAGCAGCAUUGUUAAACUCAUCCUGGUCUGGCUCAGCGCCGUGCUGCUUUUCUGUUGGAUGUACGUAUACAGGUCAGAGGGCAUGAAGGUGUACAACUCCACCCUCAGAUGGCCAGAGUACAGUAACAUGUGCGGCCCCUUGGCGUGGAAGGAGUCCAACAUGGCCCAAACUCAGAUCCUCUGCUCGCACCUCGAAGGCCACAGGGUCACCUGGACGGGACGCUUCAAAUACGUGCGUGUGACGGACAUCGAGAACGGGGCGCAGUCUGUCAUCAACCUGCUCCCUGUGUUUGUUGGGAAUUGGAUGCGUUGUCUGUAUGGUCAGCCAUAUCCUGCAUGUGACAGGACGCAAACGGCGCCGGUGGGGCCUCACCCUUUCCCGUCCCCGCCGCUCCGAGACCCCCUCUGUAAACUCAAACAACUCGCCAAGCAUGAAUGCCACGUGAAGCGCUUUGACCGCUACAAGUUCGAAGUGACCAUGGGCAUGCCGCUAGAGAGGAAGACCAAAAAUGGGACAGUCGUGGAGGACGAAGACGCCACUAAGGACAUCGUGCUGCGUGCCAGCAACGAGUUCAAGUCUGUGCUAUUGCACUUGAAUACGGGAAGCCUGGUAGAGUUCAGCACCAUUCUAGAGGGACGUCUGGGCUCCAAGUGGCCUGUUUUUGAGCUGAAAGCCAUUCACUGCUUGUCAUGCGGCGAUGCCCGCUUGCCCAGCAGCAGACAGUACAAGAUCGAACACGACUGGAGGCGCACGGUCCAGAGUGCCCUGCAGUUUGGCUUCGACUUCUUUUUCAACCCCUUCCUGACCGCCCAACUACGCCAACUCCCUGACACAGAAACUGACAUUGUGACAGAAGUGACAGGAUCAGAAGCGUGACUUGAUUCUUUUGGCUUUUGAGCCCUGAACUCUUUUGGGCAUCCAGACACUACCUGCUAAAUCUUAGUAAUAUUCAUCUUUGGGUGAAAUUUCAGGAUGAACCUAAAAUGCACUGCAGUGUUCCUCCACAUUGUUACUCCCAGAUUCACAGAUUUGUAGCUUCUUUUCCUAUAUCCUCCCCCAUGAUUCACUGAAAAGCGUGCUCUUUUUGUACUGACUACAGUAGUGCCUUGAGAUAUGAGGAGACUCAGUUUUUUAUGAUUCAAGCUUGCUUGAUAAAAUUUGUUUUGUCUUGAGAUAAGAGCAAAGUUUACAUACGAGUGCGCUUCAGACCUCCAACAAUAGAUGAUGGCAGCAGACUUUUCAACAUCUGGCCACCGUCAAUUGACAAGUUUCCUUGCAUGGAAGGACAAUAACAGUUGGUAGCAGUAAUGCAGCAUUAAAUUAAGUAGACCCCACAGGAGAAGGAAGACAAUACCUUAGGUAUAGUUGUUUUGUGCUGUUUUGGGUUCUUGCAGGUUAUAUGGAUAGCAAAUGUAAUAACUCUGUUUUUAGAUAGGACAAAUACUGUGAUGUGCGUUUUAUAUUUGACUGAAACAAAUUUGGUGUGUUUUUUUUAGCUGCUGGAACAAUUACAUUUACAUUAUCUAUGGUCAAACAUUUCAGAUAAGAAGAUUUUGAGAUACAAAUGCGGUCAAGGAACAUAUUAAAUUCUUAUAACCAAGUUUCUGCAGUGCUCCACCAGCAUCUUGUGGCGCCAGGGAACUAUGUUGGAGUAAAUUGAGGAGCUUCAUGUCAUGCUGAGCCGGCAUAUUGUGGCAGCUAUAUCCAUCCAUCCAUCCAUUUUCUGAGCCACUUAUCCUCACAAGAAUCGCGGGAGUGCUGGAGCCUAUCCCAGUUAUCAUUGGGCAGGAGCCGGGGUGCAUCGCAGGGCACUUGGAGACAAACAACAGUCACAUUCACAAUCAAUUGCUGAAAUUUAGAGUCCCCGAUGAAUGCAUGUUUUUGGGAUGUGAGAGGAAAACGGAAUGUCCGGAGAAAACCCACGCAGGCACACGGAGAACAUGCAAAAACUCCACACAGGUGGGGCCCUGGUUUAAAUCUUGGUCCUCAGAACUGUGAGGCCAACGUCCUAACCAGUUGACCCACUGUGCUGCCUGUGGCACCAAUAGCCAGUUAUAAACCUGUAGGAUUCAGCAAUUUGUGCAAAAAGUAUUGAAACUGUUGGAAGUGCAUUUAAAAGCUUACAGAAGAUCAAAUCUGGGUUACAGUGCAUUUUAAGUUAAUCUUGAAAUGUUCACCUGAAAAACUUCUGUGAGUAGUGUUCACUAUGUUUUCAAAGGUCAACACUAAAACUAAGACAUCACCAAAGACUACUUAUUUGUUCUUACAUUUGAUGAAAAUGUUUUUAUAUGUAAGAUAAACAAAGAUGUUCAUCUGAAAAUUUGGGGUUUACAUUGGCACACUGUCAAGUGAUAUUGGCAAGUUGUUUUUAAGUGCCUUAAAUACAUUUUAAAGACAAAAUAUUUCUGGGAUCCUUUUCAUUUAAGAAAUUAUUAUUCAAGUUGUUUAUUCUGCCUUUUGUUCCUCUUGCAUCUGUGUUUGAAAACCUGCUGUGCAGGAAUAAGAACCCAGAGAGAUUUAAAUUGGGUUCAGCAGUUUUCUUGUGACCUGUAAAAAAUAGAAAAAAACCCACCUUGUAUUAAAUACACAAAGAAUUGUCACGCACUAACCCAUGAUUGAGUGACCCUGAUUAGAAUUUGAUGAACUCACUAAAAUAUCGAGUUGUGUAUUUUUAAUUUUGAAUAUUGAAAUACCUAUACGAGCAUGUGCUUUGAUUUUGGAGUGAGUGCAGUUCGAAAGAGAUUUGGAUUUAAAAUAAGGGUUGGUAUACAAUACAGUACAUUGUUUUGCAACACUAGGUGGGGUCCAAGGCUCCAGAAGGAAUAAACGCACCAAUAUAGGGCAUUUGGUAACAACGGA
Molecule: messenger RNA, 5078 nt
Organism: Syngnathoides biaculeatus (alligator pipefish)
Lineage: Eukaryota; Metazoa; Chordata; Actinopteri; Syngnathiformes; Syngnathidae
Gene: wfs1b
Product: Wolfram syndrome 1b (wolframin)
Exons: 9
Coding region: 186-3095 (969 amino acids)
Biological process (GO): calcium ion homeostasis; endoplasmic reticulum unfolded protein response
Cellular component (GO): endoplasmic reticulum membrane; endoplasmic reticulum
Molecular function (GO): protein binding
Source: RefSeq, a predicted model, not a curated record